GCUGACAUUUCCGACAGCACUUUAAGGCAGCACUUGUUGAAUUCAGGGUGACGCGCAGCUCUGACCCGACAAAAACUCCACGGAACAAACUAAAGUGAGGGAAAAACAAUUAUGAAAGCUACAGGGGAUAUAACUACAGCGACCUUAGGAUCCUUCCUUCUGCUGCUUUGCGUGUGUUCACUCAGAGCUGACUACUGUGAGGUGAACUCUUGCCACAAUGGAGCCACGUGCGUGAUGGGAGUAGGAGAGGACCCUUUCAUCUGCAUCUGCACAGAUGGCUUCGCUGGGGACACCUGUAACCUGACAGAGACAGGACCCUGCAGCCCAAACCCCUGUAAGAAUGACGGGUCUUGCGAGGUCAUCGCUCCGACCAGACGGGGGGACGUCUUCAACGAAUACGUCUGCAGGUGUCAGCCCGGCUUUGAAGGAGUGCACUGCCAGAUUAAUGUGAAUGACUGUGCCAAAGAGCCUUGCAGGAAUGGAGGGACCUGUCGGGAUCUUGACGGAGACUACGCCUGCCAGUGCCCCUCACCGUACGUCGGGAAGCAGUGCCAGCUACGGUGCAUCGCUCUGCUGGGUAUGGAAGGCGGAGCGAUCGUGGAGUCCCAGAUUUCCGCGUCCUCCGUGCACUACGGCGUUCUGGGUCUCCAGCGCUGGGGGCCCGAGUUGGCCCGGCUCAACAACCAAGGCAUCGUCAACGCCUGGACGUCAGCCGGCCACGACAGGAACCCUUGGAUCGAGAUCAACAUGCAGAAGAAGAUGCGCCUGACGGGCAUCAUCACUCAGGGAGCCAGCCGCAUGGGCGCAGCGGAGUACAUCAAGGCCUUCAAAGUGGCGAGCAGCCUGGAUGGAAUCAGCUACGUCACCUUCAAAGGAGACGGGAUACGAAGAGACAAGGUUUUUGUGGGCAACACCGACAACGACAGCACGAAGACCAACCUGUUGGACCCGCCCAUCGUGGCCCAGUUCAUCCGUAUCAUCCCCGUGGUGUGCCGCAGGGCCUGCACCCUGCGCAUGGAGCUGGUGGGCUGCGAGCUAAAUGUUUAUUCAAACACGACAGGUUGCUCCGAGCCCCUGGGAAUGAAAUCGCGACUCAUCUCGGAUGACCAGCUUUCAGCCUCCAGCACUUUCCGCACGUGGGGCAUCGACACCUUCACCUGGCACCCUCAGUUUGCCCGGCUGGACAAGGCGGGCAAGACGAACGCCUGGUCUCCCGCUCAGAACAACCGCUCGGAGUGGAUCCAGGUGGACCUCGGUAAAACAAAGCAGCUCUCAGGCAUCGUCACUCAGGGUGCCAAGGACUUUGGGGUGGUGCAGUUUGUUUCGGAGUUUAAAGUUGCGUACAGCAAUGACGGCGAGUCGUGGAGCAUCGUUAAAGAGGAGAACACUGGCGAUGAUAAGAUUUUCCAGGGAAACACUGACAACAACACUCACAAAAAGAACGUGUUCGAGCCCCCGUUCUAUGCUCGAUACGUCCGAGUCGUCCCCUGGGUUUGGCACGAGCGCAUCACCCUACGCAUGGAGCUGCUCGGCUGCGAUGACUGAACCAACAGAACCCGUUCAUCCAGCUGAUUUCUUCCACAAACUGGAUCUCAUCUGUUUGGCACUCUGUGGAGAUCGUGUCUGCUGAAUAGUUUGGACUCUAACACUCAUAGCACUUUUGCAUUAGGGACUUUUUUUAUGUUUACAUGGCUACAUUGUUUGACAUCCCGGCCUUUUGUGACUCACAGAGCGCUCCUUUGAUUAUUUGUAGUUUUAGUAGCUUUGUAUAUUUAUA
Molecule: messenger RNA, 1777 nt
Organism: Fundulus heteroclitus (mummichog)
Lineage: Eukaryota; Metazoa; Chordata; Actinopteri; Cyprinodontiformes; Fundulidae
Product: lactadherin
Exons: 10
Coding region: 112-1545 (477 amino acids)
Molecular function (GO): calcium ion binding
Source: RefSeq, a predicted model, not a curated record